AUUAUCAUCAAAACCGCUCCUGCAAAAACCCAUGUCUACCAUCACCAACUUGCCAUUGCCGGACUUACGGUUCGAAAACACCUUUAUGAAAUCACUCCGCACGUAUGCAGCCGAGUCUGCCAAGACUCCACCACAAGCGGUGCCAGAACUCGCCCUACGAACCGAAUCUGAAAUCGACUUGUUGAACGAGCAACUUGAUCUUGACGAACAAUCACAAAUAGACCAGCCCUUACCACCCAUCACGCCGGCCAUUGUGGCCUAUGCCAUAAUAAAGGACCAGAUCCUCAUGCCGUUGCUCCAGGGUAUUCUUUACAGUGGACUUAUUCUCGUUUCUAAGCCAUAUUUGCGGCUAGUGGUGCUACAAGGCCAGAAAUUUGGCAGCUACUUGGCAACGAUCCUUGGUGUACAUCAGUUUACCAGGCCACGGCCGUACCGCUGAGUGUGAUGCCCAUAAAUGUGUUUUUUUUUUCACCUUAUUUACUUCAUGCCUUAGCCAGCUCUGUAUAUACUUUAAUGUAUGCGCACUUUACUGCGCAGUUUCAUCCCUGGAAAUACUGAAAUUACUGUUGCUAGUUAUUUGCACACAUUAUGUUCAGGCGUAAAAGUCGAAGCGUACACAACGUGGCAUACACUGGGGUCAACCAUUCGGCCCCUGCCACCAGCCAACCCAAUUCUAACGCGUUGGCCGCCGCCUUGACCAUUGGUCACAGCCUUAAAAAUAAUGAUUCAACCAUCGUGCGGUCAGGUUCGAUCCAGCAAUUGAGACCUCCUCCCACCACCAAAUCCAACUCCCUUUUGAAGCGGUCACCUUCGCUCUCCAACAAACGGACUUCCAGCUUCCGAAACUUCUCGGGUGACGUCCACUCGUCUCGACUCUCGUAUGACAUUGACGAUAGCAUAACCGAGUCAUACAUGGACGAAGUUACAGACGAGACCACAAAACACUAUAACAACCACGACACGGUGCGUGACCUCAAGUUGCGACACAUCCCUGCCAACUCCCCUGCUGUCCGCCCUGGUGCUGCCGCUCAUUCCAAUCCCCCUAAAGUCAAAAUGGUCAAGAAGUACAUUCCUACGCCCAACGGGAUCAAAAUCAUCGAGGUGCCUGAAGCCAAGCUCCAGCAGGAGAUCUCCCGCAACAACUCGAUCCGCUCGGGUGCAAACAUCCCCCGGUCCAGCUCCAUCAACUCAUUGACGAGUCCUCGAGUGUCGGUGGCCAGAAGGCAACCGUCUUCCCGGCUUUCGAGUUUGAUCAAGUCUCCCACGUUGGGGGCCAUGAAGGAGGAGGCCGAGGCCUCGCCGGAGCAGGAGAGCCGCGAGUAUGCAUUGUUGGAGAAGAAAAUCCGGGAAGAAAAGGCGUUGCAGAAGAAGCUCGAGCAGAAGCGUUUGGAAUACGAGCAGUUGAAACAGAGACGGUUGGUGGACCAGCAGGCGUUGAGGGAACUCGAGGAAGAAAUAGACCACGACGCCUCGCAUUUAAUCCAUCCACAGAUCAGGCCCACAGACACUCUGUCUGUGAGCUCGGCGUACGAUAGUGACAUUAGACUGAAGGAAGUCAAUGGGUUAGGAAUUGUUUCUGCCGACACCGUCGUAGACGAACAUGAGCAUGAAGUGGUCCAGAAGCCAGUUCUUGAGAAUGUCACCGACCACUUCAUUUCUCCUACCUCCACCAACGACAUUGUUGAUGAAACAGAUGAAUCGGACUACCAGAUCCACUCGAUUGAUCCGUCAAGUGUCAUUGUGGAUGAGUUUGAGACCAGAGAGGUUUCUGAAAACGCUGAGGACUCCAUUGUUGAAGGGUCCAUUGAUCCUUCUAAAGUGCUUGUGGAUGAGCUCGAAAGUGACAAGACACCUAAGCUUGGACAAUUUGACAGUGAAGAAACACCUAAACUUGGACAAUUUGACAGUGAAGAGACACCUAAACUUGAAGAGUUUGACAGUGAAGAAACACCCAAGCUUGGACAUUUUAAUGGGGACAAGACAUCUAAACUCACAGAUGAAGGCGUAACUGGAGGAGACGAGUUUGGUAUCGAGGAGGCUGAAUUUGAUGCAGACGAUACACCUGUUCUCAACAAAGAACCAAAACCAACCUUUGAAACGGUUCCUGAGAUCAUUAACGACCAACCAACUACCACCAUCGAUGGGUUAAUGGCUCCGGUGGUGGUAAUGAAUGGGGGAAGCUCUGCUUCCUCCAUCACGUCGGAUGAAUCUCCUACCCGUUCUAAGAGACCAAUGAAGUCUGCUAUGAAGAACUCGUCUUCUUUUUCGGUUCCCAACAAUAGUAGAAGAAAGAGCAACGCUGCCCACGAAGCUUACCUUUCUUUGACUACGGCGGAAAACACCAGAUUGAACUCCAAGAUGUCCUUGAACGACAUUAACCCCGUCUACUCCCAAAGUCACCAUUAUCCCACCGACACUGCGUCCGCAACUCCCCUCAACAAAAGAAUGUCUACGUCUUUAAGAAAACCCCCACCACAAGCCCAAGGUGGACCCGGUUCGUCUCCUGGAAUGGUGAAGUCUUUGAGACCCCAGUCUAUGCAGAUUGACCCUUCAAGACAAGCCAACGAAAACGCUUCUCCAGGAGCUCGUAUGAGCCACAGAUCCUUGCGUGAUAGGUCCUCGGUGUAUGUUCAGCCCAUUGCUCCACACCCGGCCUUGAACCCUAACUACCAAUCUCUGUCGCAGGUCAAGGCUGCUGAAUUGUAUGCCAAAGCAAACAGCAGACCACACUCGACUUUCAAUGCUCCUAGAAAGACUUCGUUCAGCAAUGAGCAUGCGUCGCCUGGUGACUCAGCAAUGAGAACAAGUUUGAGGGACCACCUUCACCAGUCUCCUCCGCCUGAUUAUCAGCAACAUCAACCUAGGCAGACCAAUCAGCUUAAACCUCCGCAAUUCCAAGGUCAAGGAGAACCUAUAACUCCCACCAAACCCAGAAGUUCUCGGUUUGUCGACUCGGAUGAUGAAAUCAGCCACAAUGGGGUAUUAUCACCAGAAAGUCCGGGGGUCUUCUCUACCAGAUACAUCAACUCGGAACAAGAAAAGUACUCACAUACAGUGCCGCAUUCACAGCCCCAAAUCAAAACUAGUCGGCAGCCACAGAUCAUGACGUUGAGGGAACCACCCAAGUCGAAAGUUCCAGAUCAUGGAUCCGGCGAUAAAAGAGGAAAAGAAAAGAAGAAGGUUGGAGGAAGAUUAAGAAAAUUGUUCGGUAGAUCUUAGAAUAUAUGUGUUUGUAUAUAAAUUUGCAUUUCGUUAUUUAUGUUUGAAACUCAAUCAAGUUUUCACUCUCAUGUUCAUGUUCACUCUCGUGUGCCUUUUGUUGUUCAACCUGUGUUGUGGGUCUUGUGGAAUUACUGGUGACUUUUAACUCGCCCACCUCAGCUCCCAAAAGCACAUCCUUGUCUCCGUCAUUGAGAGCAAUGGUGUUAAAAUCAUCAUCACGUUCCUCUUCAUCAACUUCCUGGAUUCUGGUCGAUUUGCCUGAUUUCAUCGAUGCUCCGUCAGAGUUAGCCAAUAGAGCAUUGGAAGCGGCUGAGUCCAUACGACGACGGACCUUAGUAGCAACUUCUCUACCAUCAGCUAACAACCCAUCAAACAUAUCUCGUAAGUUUCGCAUGGUGUCAAAUUUGGAAUCAAGAGGUUUGUCAGCGUGGACGGAAUUCUGUAAAGUUUUGCUAAAGAAAAGCUCAUAUGUCUCAUCCGCCAAAACCACCAUUCUAAAUGUUGGAAGAUUGAGGAAUACAGGAGCGUUCGGGUUCAAUGCAGC
Messenger RNA from Yamadazyma tenuis ATCC 10573, 3766 nucleotides. RefSeq lists its product as uncharacterized. Lineage: Eukaryota; Fungi; Ascomycota; Pichiomycetes; Serinales; Debaryomycetaceae. The record is from RefSeq and is a predicted model, not a curated record.